Molecule: messenger RNA, 1638 nt
Organism: Caenorhabditis sp. 36 PRJEB53466
Lineage: Eukaryota; Metazoa; Nematoda; Chromadorea; Rhabditida; Rhabditidae
Source: the annotation of a GenBank genome assembly
AUGACUCAUUUACAGGCCACACAAGCGAACGGACGACGAAUGGAGGCCGUGGCAGAACACGAUUUCCAGGCAGGAUCUCCCGAUGAGCUUUCUUUCAAACGCGGAAACAUUUUGAAAGUGCGUUGUUUCGUGUUUCGCAAUACAGUUGGACAAACAAAUAAUCAAUAAUCACUGCAGGUUCUCAACAAAGACGAAGAUCCGCAUUGGUACAAGGCAGAAUUGGAAGGCAAUGAAGGUUUUAUUCCAUCAAAUUACAUUCGGAUGACGGAAUGCAACUGGUGAGCCAUUGACUUUUCGGCACUUGGCACAGAUCCAAUCGGAUCACGUUCAAGAGAUUAUCCAACUUUUCGCCCUUUACGCUUUGCUAUUUGCACAUAGCGCGCGGGCGGCAAACGAACACAGACUACACAGGAAGCCGUCAGCAAACAUAUAGUUUUCGAGUUCUUCAGGUACCUCGGCAAAAUAACACGCAAUGAUGCUGAAGUGCUUCUGAAGAAACCGAACGUACGUGACGGACACUUUCUGGUUCGGCAGUGCGAGAGCAGUCCUGGAGAGUUUUCUAUCAGUGUUCGGUAAAAGAAACGGGUUGAAUAACCAUGGCAUAAAAACACUUUUUGCAGAUUCCAAGACUCGGUCCAGCAUUUCAAGGUUUUGCGAGAUCAGAAUGGAAAGUAUUAUCUUUGGGCCGUCAAAUUCAGUUCACUCAAUGAGCUCGUCGCAUAUCACCGGUUAGUUUUUCACAGUUCAUCAUCACUUUUCUGAAUCUAUUCACUCCUGUGUGGGAGUACUAUCAUUAUCUUUCUUUUAUUUUUCAACAUUUAAAGUUAGUCAUUGUCAAACACAGAUUCUCACGCCGUAAAUAGGAAAGGGGGAAACAGUUCCGGCUGUACAAUGAGUCACCAAAAACUAUGGGAAAGGAGAUGCCGAACCCAUUUUUUCCUUUUGCAGGACGGCUUCUGUCUCGCGCACGCACACUAUACUCUUGUCGGAUCUGAAUGUUGAGACGCGAUUUGUGCAGGCUCUUUUCGAUUUCAAUCCACAGGAAAGUGGGGAGUUGGCGUUCAAGCGAGGCGAUGUCAUUACUCGUAAGUUUAUUCGGACCUUUUCAGGCAAAUGUCGGCGUCGGAGCCAUGGCCCAAGGUUUUCAAUGGAAAUUAUUCUGGAUCCAGUGGCAGGACCAGGGAACUCUUCAAGUUGAUAAGCCUUUCUGAAUUGUUCUCUCCUGCCACAUACACUGUGCAAAUACCAAAUCUCAGAAAUUCUCAUAAACGAAACAGGAGGCAGUCAAAGUUUUGGCUGUGGCCUGGGAAAUGUUUUCGACGAUUUUUCUACACCGCGGCCACACGUAAAAGCAUUUCUAAGAAUUGGGACUCGGAAAGAGAAGCGUCAGACAAACAAUUCUCGGGGGGUUCCCUAUUCCUUCAAAGGAUCUUCUGCAAUAUCAGCCGACCCUUUGCCAAAUUCAAAAAUUCUCUUAAUAAUGCAAGUCAACUUUCAGUCAUCAACCGAGACGAUCCGAACUGGUGGGAAGGACAGCUGAACAACCGUCGUGGAAUCUUCCCAUCCAACUACGUCUGCCCGUACAACAGUAAUCGAAGUAAUACGAAUGUUGCGCCAGGAUUUACGCCCGCUCCAUAG